Xiphias gladius (swordfish) is the source of this 2410-nucleotide messenger RNA. It is a transcript of the gene vamp4, whose product is annotated as vesicle-associated membrane protein 4. Gene Ontology annotation, cellular component: membrane. NCBI's taxonomy places the organism in Eukaryota, Metazoa, Chordata, Actinopteri, Istiophoriformes, Xiphiidae. The coding region runs from base 485 to 946 and encodes 153 amino acids. The record is from RefSeq and is a predicted model, not a curated record. The transcript has 10 exons. Gene Ontology annotation, biological process: Golgi ribbon formation; vesicle-mediated transport.
CUCCUCAUCCAGCUGUUUGAGUUCAUUUCCCGGUCAGCUGAUUCAGACUGAGGAAAGACAAGCGGUCUGCUAGCAUCCAUAAUGACAAUCCUUUCUCAUCGUCCGGACAGCGCUUGAAAUGAGUCAGACAAAUCAGUAGAAGCCACUUAAAACCUUGGAAACCCGCGGACUAAUACCCGAUCCUCUGUGUGUUUGUGUUCACCAAUACCGAGCAUCGGAUCUUGUGGGAAAGCAGCAGAAAUCGAUUAGGUUACCUGAGGCAUUGCACUUCAUCCCUCUCACAGUAUUUGCUUAGAGUUGCAAUCCAUAAAUUGACUGAGAUCCUACCCUGACAUCACACUGUCCACAGAGCCACUGCUUCUCUUCUCUGUUGUUUACUGGAAACCUCCUCUCCUCUCCUGGCCACUGUAAGGCCUUUUUCUGACAGCAGUUCCAGAAAAGGACGCUGCUGAGAAAGCCACAGUGUCAGACUGAACUGGAUUCAAUGAGGGAGCCAGAUCGGGAGGAGCAGCCUGAAGCCAACAUGCCCCCCAAGUUUAAACGACACCUCAACGAUGACGAGGUCACGGGAUCUAUUCGCAGUGAGAGGAGGAACCUGCUGGAAGAAGACUCUGAUGAGGAGGAAGACUUCUUUUUGAGAGGGCCGACAGGACCCAGAUUUGGACCUCAGAAUGACAAAAUCAAGCAGGUGCAGUCACAGGUUGAUGAGGUGAUCGAUGUGAUGCAGGAGAACAUCUCCAAAGUGAUAGAGAGGGGCGAACGUCUCGAUGACCUGCAGGACAAGUCGGAGAGCCUAUCAGACAACGCCUCUGCCUUCAGUAGCCGAGCCAAACAGCUGCACAGGAGGAUGUGGUGGAGAGACAUGAAGAUGAAGAUGAUUAUUGCCUUGGUUGUGGUUGCUCUCCUGCUCAUUAUCAUCAUACCAGUGAUCCUGCGAUAUCGCUAGUGUCUGACGAGGAGAAUGGGGGAGAACCCCCCUCUUCCUCUUCUUCCUCUUUCUCUCUCUCUCUCUCACUCUCUCUGUCCUCUGCACACGGUCCUCCACUCAAGCUGGGGGGUGCCAGCCACCCUCCCUCUCCCUCCUCAGCAUCAGCCUGUGUACCCUCAAGGAUCUGGCGUCAACUUGCCCUUAGUACAGAUCUUACUGUUGGGAUUUGCAUUAAAAUCUGCUGUGAGGUCAGUACUAAGGCCUCGGUUUGAUCCCUGGCUUGAGCCUUUGCUGCCGAAAGGGAACACAGCGGGUAAGAAUUGGGGAGAUAUUUUAAUGCAGUUUGAGAGAAAAACGCUGACUCUCGGCCCUCUAGUCAACGUGAAGGAGUUGUCCAGUCCAUGAUACAUAUCACGUGUGGGGCCCUGGCUUUGCCUUGACAACAGGGAAACUCCAGGUCCUGCAUAUUACAUCAUAUAGCUAGAUAGAUACUGUAAAGGCAGGGAAUCCAUGCCAACUGUCUCUCUUGGUUUAGCUGGUCUGAAUCUGCUGCAGCAGCCUCACAUAAAGAUGCUUUAACAUCUACCAAAUGAACCUCAGAUGUCUACCCAUGAUUCCCUGUGUGCUCUCGUGCUCUGAAACACAGACGAUGAGAACGUUUAAAGGGAACAUUUUGUGAACACGGGCACACAUUUCUCUGUCCGACACGAGGCGAGGGAACAUCUGAGGUUCAUCCGUGCAAGUCAAAGGUGGCUUCUUUGAACCAUCAACAAGGCUUUCUGACAGAAAACUGAUUUCACUUAUCAGCUACAUUUCCUCAUCAGUGCAGAUGAUCGGAAAUGGAAAGGAACGCCAUCUGUUCAAACAACAUCCUGCUUUCUGACAUUAGUCUUACUCCAUAAAUUUCCAUUUCCGCCUGCCUCCUGAUAGCUUGUUCUACUGUACAGCAGGACCAUGGCAAACCAAAACAUCCGGGUUUUGAAUGUCUCCUCAUCUUCCUCCUCAUUGUGCUGAGCUCUGGGCCAGUUUGGUCACGGCUGUCCUACUUUCCUGCUAGUGGCAUUAAACUGUCUCUCACUCUGCAGAUGGUUCUGAUUGUUUUUAAUACCGCUUCUGUCUUUUUUCACUAUUUUUAAGUUCAUAUUUUUGCUGGUUGCUCAAUGUGGUGCUUUGUAUGAAUGCUGGUAUUCCCAUCGCCACUGAAGGGACACUUUAUCUCUCUGUACUGUCGCAUUACGUUUGAAAAGGGGUCAUUUCAGUGAUGCCAGUUUAAAGUCGGGCUGUGAAACAAACAUAGGUGUCAUUGUGUCUUGAUUAAUUAACUGUAUAAUACAAUAGAAUACCACAUUGUCAUUUUAUGUUAUUUUAAUGUAAUUUAUUUUAGUUGUAAAUACCAAUUCUGUAAUGAUGUACAAUAUUCUGGCAUUGCAUUGGAAGACUGUGAUAUAUUGAUCCUUUUUGCUCUGAAAUAAAGUGAUUUUA